ACAAAACACUGUGCUUGUAGCACGCGAAGCUAGGAGCGCCAUCUUGAAGCCAGAGUCCCGUUGAAAGCCGACACAAAUCGGGAAAACACCUCAAACCGAGCUCCGGCGUUGACUUUUUCUUGCCUUCGAACCUUCGAGGCCUUCUGAGAAACGCGCCAGGCAUGGCACCGACCUGUUGAGUGCACAUUAGGGACGUGCCAUUGAGGAUUUGGCCGUAGUGCUAGUUAGCUUCUAGCUUAGGGGGUGGGAGGGAGGAACGGGGGAUCGGGGUCCAUUUUUUUUCCUUCCCCGAAGUAGUUUGUUUAUGUUGCUCCACACGGACAUGUCAUCUUCAAACCAAGAUUUAGCCGAGCCGGAUCUGGCCAUGGGAGCAGGCGGGGCCCAAGCCAGUGGCGGGGCUGUCGUCCCAAAAGGAAGCAAGAGACGAGCAGCGCCUGAUUUUGACGAUGACGACGAAGGGAACAAGUUGUUCAGGUGUGACGACGACACAGGAGGCUCCAACGACAAAGAGCGCUUUGCGAGGGAGAACCACAGCGAGAUCGAGCGGCGGAGGCGGAACAAGAUGACGGCCUACAUCACAGAGCUGUCGGACAUGGUGCCCACGUGCAGCGCGCUGGCACGCAAGCCCGACAAGCUUACCAUUCUGCGAAUGGCCGUAUCCCACAUGAAGGCACUGAGGGGCAGCGGCAACACCAACCCGGACGGCUCCUACAAACCGUCCUUUCUCACCGACCAGGAGCUGAAGCACCUCAUCCUGGAGGCAGCAGAUGGCUUUCUGUUCGUGGUGUCCUGUGAGACGGGUCGCAUCGUUUACGUGUCGGACUCGCUGACGCCCGUCCUGAACCAGUCGCAGUCCGACUGGUUGGGCUCGUCCCUGUACGACCAGCUGCACCCCGAUGACACGGAGAAGCUGAGGGAGCAGCUGUCCACCGCCGAGAAUAACAACACAGGGAGGAUGUUGGACUUGAAAACGGGAACUGUGAAGAAGGAGAGCCAGCAGUCCUCCGCCAGGAUGACGAUGGGAGCCCGGCGAUCAUUCAUAUGCAGAAUGAGGUGUGGCUCGUGUCCAGUGGAACCCAUGUCCAUGAACAGACUAAACUUCCUUCGGAAUAGAAACAGGAACGGUUUGGGUGCAGCAAAGGAGGGCGAGCCUCAGUACGUGGUGGUCCACUGUACAGGAUAUAUCAAAUCCUGGCCACCUGCAGGCGUGUCCUUAUCAGACAGUGAAGCGGACAACACUCAGGGGAGUCGCUACUGUCUCGUCGCCAUCGGCAGACUACAGGUGACGUGCUGUCCAAGUGACACGGACGUCAACAGUAUCAGUGUUCCAGUGGAGUUCAUUUCACGCCAUAACUGCCAGGGCGUUUUCACCUUUGUCGACCACCGCUGUGUGGCAGCGAUCAGCUACCAGCCUCAGGAACUGUUGGGAAAAAAUAUUCUGGAAUUUUCCCAUCCCGAAGACCAGGGCUUGCUCCGGGACAGCUUCCAACAGGUGAUGAAGCUGAAGGGUCAAGUGCUUUCCGUGAUGUUCAGGUUCCGCACCAAAUCCAGAGAAUGGCUUUGGAUGAGAACCAGCUGCUUCACCUUCCAGAAUCCAUUUUCUGAGGAGAUUGAAUACAUCAUCUGCACGAAUGUCAACGUCAAAAAUGCGACUCAGGACCCCCUCACCCCCAUCCAUUCCCCAGGGGUUUUGCUGCCCCCCUCUCUGGGUCAGAGUGGCUCAAACAGCCCCACUGUGGUCGUUAGCCCGGGCCAGGUAGCUACCAGGCAAUUGCAACAGCAACAGCAGCAGGCUGAGCUGGAAGGGGGCGGGGCCAGAGACAGCCUGUACGAGGCAGGACCGAUAACGCUCUCACAGAUGCCGGUGCAGUCGGUGACUUUGACCGGGCCAGACCACAACAAGAGCCUGGAAAAGCCAGACCUGUACUCGCCGUCCCUUUUCCAGGGCCCCAGUCAGACCAAGGGCGUGAUCGCCACUUCAACACCCUCAGCUCAAAUCUAUCCCGCUGUCAACAAUUUCAACGCCGGUCGUGCCAAUGAUACAUACAGGCCAGUUGGUAUGGCGCCGCAGAUGGCACAGCCGACCCACUCAGCAGGACAGAUGCUCGCCCAGAUGUCCCGGCAAAAUGGAGGCCCACAGCCUGUCACCCCCUCCAACACUGCCAGCCCCCUCCAUGGAGGACCGUCAGGAGGAUGGCCUGGUCCCGGAGCAGGUGGCGGAACGCAGUUCAAUACUCAGCAAGUGGCUCCCCAAGCAGCAAAGACAAUGUCACCACCAUUUGUUCCCAUGGGAGGAUUCGGCUCUUCUAGUUCUUUUGGCCAGAUGCCCACGGGUGCUGCUCCCAGCCAGACCAGCGGCGCAAACUAUCCACAAAUCAAUGCGCGUGCCAGUGCCAACACAAACGGUUACGCUGGUUCUCACGCUCCAGAUGCUUCCCAAUCGCAAUUCCCUUCCCGGGCAACGGAGGCAGUGUGGCCCGAGUGGCAAGGCCAGCAGCAGCAUUCGCAGAGCAACGCAGAGCAGCACCCUCACGCACAAGGCAACCAGCAAGACAUGUUUACUGACGUGUUGUCCAUGCUGGACCAGCCCAGCACCUUCAACAGCGAUGACUUUGAUAUUCCUAUGUACCCCUCAUUUAAUGAGUGACUGCAGGUGUACUCCCCCCUCCCCCUUUUUUCUUCCCCAAACCCCUCAAAGACUUUUCCCUCUUUGUUACUUUUGAAUCAUCCAUCUCUCCUGCUUUUGAGAGCAUCUGUCUUUGCUUUUUGCUUUGGCUUCCCUUGCACUGCUCAACAAGGAGCCACGGAGAGUACUGACUGCAGGUUAGACGAUCGGGAGAGGGGAAAAAAAAAGAAUCAAGGGAUGGCAGCCAUUUUCUCGACAAAAAUCAUUGGAGUAAACAGACAGGAAGUGAAUCAGUUCACACACACUCGCACACAAUGGCCUUUUGUUCUUGUACGUUCCUGAUUCUUCUCAGGCAAUUUGAACUUGUUGCAGUUAGACUUCAUGGAUCCAAUCUUUUCUUUUUAAAAAUUCUCAGGAAAUUACAGGUGUUUUUCUUUUCUUUUUUUUUCUUUUUUUUUAUAUUGUUAGCUCACACACACGGGAACACGCUCUGUUUAUCCUUCCCUUAUAGACGUUUUUAAAUCCAUGCCGGGCCUCUGCAUGCCAGCACUACUUCAUGGAGUGCUUCUACAUUACUUGGAUUCACACUGACUACUGUUUUCAAUGUGGCUUCACUUAUGUAUUCUUUCUGUUUUUCUCUGGGCAGAUUAUUUUUUCUUUUUUUUUAAAUUUUAUGUACAGUGGAACCUCUAACGUCAACCCACCGUCCGUUCUGUGUUGCUGGUGGACUUCAAAUUACAAAAAUCCUCCAUCUAGUGAGCACACUGGCAUGAAAGCUCCACCAACUACAUAGAAAAUGAAAUGUUGAAUUGGUUUAAAAGCUGAAUAUGGUAAGAUUUCAAAUGAGAGAGAAAACAAAACUGCCAACCUUGCAACCUGUGUGUGUGUGUGUGUGUGUGUGUGUGUGUGUGUGUGUGUGUGUGUGUGUGUGUGUGUGUGUGUGUGUGUGUAACAACUUCAGUCCUGAUGCAUUGAGACGAUUGGAGUUUCCACUGUACACCUUUUUUUGCAGGGGGUUGGGGGUAAAUUGGUAUCCAAUAUAUUUGUUUUAGGUAAACACCUUUUCUGCAUACUGUAUGUAUCAAAUAUGUGCGUGAGUGUAUAAGUAUCAAUCUGUUUUCGGAGUCUGUUUCCAGAUAUGCUCGGUAAUCUCUUCUUCUGCCCUACAAAAUACUCUGUACCAUGUAUGGGCACUUUGUAUUCCUUUUCUUUAACAAAAAUGAAAAAAGUUGAAGCCAAACAAAGUAUGGAAUAAGACCACACAGCAAUAAGUUACAAAAAAAAAAAAAAAACACAUUGUGUAUUUUUAAAGCCAUUCUAUUUUUGUGUGUGUCCUAAUUGGAGUCCUUGAGUGGAGAUGUGGAUCAUUGGUGAUUUGUCUGACUAGCGAUCGGUUGCUUGGUUGGUCUUUUCUGUCGUGGUUUAAUCAGAGUGUUUGGGGAUACAAAUGGGGGG
Messenger RNA from Hippocampus comes (tiger tail seahorse), 4081 nucleotides. It is a transcript of the gene arnt, whose product is annotated as aryl hydrocarbon receptor nuclear translocator. Gene Ontology annotation, biological process: regulation of DNA-templated transcription. The record is from RefSeq and is a predicted model, not a curated record. Gene Ontology annotation, molecular function: protein dimerization activity; DNA-binding transcription factor activity. The coding region runs from base 305 to 2647 and encodes 780 amino acids. The transcript has 20 exons. NCBI's taxonomy places the organism in Eukaryota, Metazoa, Chordata, Actinopteri, Syngnathiformes, Syngnathidae. Gene Ontology annotation, cellular component: transcription regulator complex; cytoplasm; nucleus.